AUGAUCGACCGCAUCUACGUCUGUAAUAUGGGGCGGGCCCUCGCGGCCUGCACGCGGGCCCUCCUCCGCACCUUCCCGGCCGCCGUCGUCGGGCGGGUCGAGAUCGUCAGCGACGCCGACCUCCGCCGCGGCGUCCUGCGCGAGUUCGUCAACGCGGACCGCCUCCCCGUCAGCCUCGGCGGCCACGCCGCGGACGAGGACCCGGACGACUGGGCGGCCCUCUGCGAUCACGUCGUGGACUACUACACCGGCCUCCAGCGCGGCGUCCUCGAGGACCACCUGACGGUCAAGGAGUGGGAGCUGCGCGAGCUCAAGAUCACCGCGGAGGCCAUGGCGUCCUCUUGGUCACCCUUGGAGCAGACCACAAGGGCCCCUUCCCCGCAGCAAACCGCCUCCAAGCUUUCCUUCAGCUGGACGGCCGGCGCGCGAUCGGAGGGGAGCACCCUCUCCCGCCGCCUGCUGCGGACCUGCACCGAGAACCUGUCCGAAUCCAGCCUUGACAACUGCGAAGAGGAAGAGGAGGAGGAGAAGGAGAAAAAGGAGGAAGAGGAAGACUCCGGCACGUGGCGGAGCAUCAUGAAACCUUUUGAGUUCGCCCGCGCGCUUUCAUUUCUGGAGGAGCUCCUUUGCUGUCGGAAUGAGAUCGAAAGCGAGGAGCUUGGCGGGCGACUUCUUAUUACCGAGCUCGCCCGCGCGAGGUUGACGGAGAUUGUGAACAAAAAAGUAUUAACCGAGCCUAUCGGAGAAAAUAAGAAUAAUCAGAAUACCCCUAACAGCUCCCUCACGUCGCUGGCUAAAGAAAGUCGCAAUUCAAAAGAGUCGUCAAAAAAGCGAGUGCGAUAUGCUUGUUUUUGUGUGGUGUGCUAG
Molecule: messenger RNA, 867 nt
Organism: Phytomonas sp. Hart1
Lineage: Eukaryota; Euglenozoa; Kinetoplastea; Trypanosomatida; Trypanosomatidae
Source: the annotation of a GenBank genome assembly